AAUUGGAAAAGUAUCUUUCUGAGCAUGCUGAACACUUUAUAGACAGUAUUGGGAGAAAUGCUUGGACUUCAAUGUUUGAAACUAAGAUUUUGCCUGAAGUUAAAGCCAAAUGUCACAGCAAACAGAACGAUAUAGCGGCAGCUAUUAGACAUGCUUUGUUUACUGUUUUUAGUAAAGAGCGACUGAAUUAUGUUGAUUGUAAUACACCUUUUACAAAACUCGCAGAAUAG
This is a messenger RNA of Racocetra fulgida, 230 nucleotides long. The record is from the annotation of a GenBank genome assembly. Lineage: Eukaryota; Fungi; Glomeromycota; Glomeromycetes; Diversisporales; Gigasporaceae.